AUGGAGUUCGUCGGCCCGGGCGAGAUUUCGGACUCUAUUCCCGAUCCGGCCGGCUUCGACUCAGCGGCACACCCCACAGACGACGGCGUCCCUCCUCCUGCAGCAGCUGGUGCAACGGAAGACCUGGACCUCAACUCCCAGGCCCCCGACCUCGAUUUCGGCAUGUCAUUUGGUGAGUUGUUGCGCUCUCACACCGCCGGUGCUGUUGGGGGGUCAGGGCAAGAGGUUGCCGGCGUUGGUCGUGGAUGCGCCAUCCCUUCGCCGAGCACUACUGCAACUCGGCGCGUCGCGCCCAUUCCAACCAAGUCGGAUGGUGGUACAGCCUCGGCCGCGAGGCCGUAUCAGCUUCCUCGUCGGGCCAGACCUGCUAUCAGAGCGACUACAACAGCUCCCAGUGCUCACAAUGGUGACCAUCAUCAUCGUGUUUCCAGAGGUGAAGGGGACGAGGGAGGACGUCCCCCGGGUGGCCGUCGUCGUGGUGUUCGUGGCCGCCCAGCACAUGAUUCCGCCAUCAUAGAUGAAGAUGAGGCUGCUCUUGCUCACGAUUCCAUGAUAUUAUCAAACCACGAGAGCCAGAAUUUAGGAUGGUGCAUCCUAGACUUCAAGCUUAUAGGAAUCUGGCUUUUAGAAGUUAGCUUCUGGAAUCCAGAUGGAUCCGAACGCGGCCUAAGGCAGAGGUCCCCCGACAUUAUUGGCUACUAG
Miscanthus lutarioriparius is the source of this 702-nucleotide messenger RNA. The record is from the annotation of a GenBank genome assembly. Lineage: Eukaryota; Viridiplantae; Streptophyta; Magnoliopsida; Poales; Poaceae.